Messenger RNA from Momordica charantia (bitter melon), 1785 nucleotides. Its product is annotated as (-)-germacrene D synthase-like. Gene Ontology annotation, biological process: diterpenoid biosynthetic process. Gene Ontology annotation, molecular function: terpene synthase activity; magnesium ion binding. The record is from RefSeq and is a predicted model, not a curated record. NCBI's taxonomy places the organism in Eukaryota, Viridiplantae, Streptophyta, Magnoliopsida, Cucurbitales, Cucurbitaceae.
CAAAAGCUCCCUUCCUCCAAGUCUCUAACCAUGAACUCUCCAUUUUCAUCUCUACUUAUUCCUCGACAAAGUGCAUCAUCAGUCAACGGUGAUACUCGUCGAUCAGCAAACUUUCCACCAAAUAUAUGGGGAGAUUAUUUUCUUUCUAACAUUUUUCAUUCCAUGGACAUGGAAGAUAAUAUUGAGGAAAAAGUUGAAGCACUGAAGGAGGGAGUGAGAAAAUUAUUGAUUACUUGCGUUGAGAAACCUUCCCAACAACUGAGCUUGAUUGAUUCAAUCCAACGAUUGGGAAUCGCUUAUCAUUUUGAUACAGAGAUCAAUGAAGCGCUCAAUCAUGUUUAUAAGAAUUACACUGUUGUUUCCAAUAAAAGCAAUGAAGAUCUCCAAAUUGUUGCUCUGAAGUUUCGCUUGCUUAGACAACAAAGAUACUCUAUUUCAUGUGAGAUCUUCGACAAGUUUACCGACGAUGAAGGGAAUUUCAAGGAAUCGCUUGCCAAGGAUGUUCGAGGAAUGUUAAGCUUAUAUGAAGCCUCUCAUGUGCGGAUGCAUGGAGAGGACGUUCUCGAACGGGCCCUUGCUUUCAGCACCACAAACUUAAAAGCAGCCAUUAGUAAUGGAAGCCAUGAAGGGAGCUGGGGGUUUGGAGCUCAAGUGAGGCAUGCAUUAAAAUGGCCGGUCUUCAAAGCCAUGCCUAGGCUUGCAGCAAGAAAUUACAUAUCUUUCUAUGAACAAGAUCCAUUGCAUCACCCUACUUUGCUUUCCUUUGCCAAGCUUGAUUAUAACACCUUGCAAAAGCUUUACCAAAGAGAACUUCAUGAAAUCACAAGGUGGUGGAAGGACUUGAAGCUGGUGGAAAACCUAUGUUUUGCAAGAGACAGAUGCGUGGAAUGCUAUACUUGGGCAUUGGGAACAUACUUUGAGCCUAAAUACUCUCUUGGUCGAAUAAUGUUGUCCAAAAUUGUGGUCAUUACAUCAGUUUUGGACGAUAUUUUCGAUCUACAUGGUACAUUUGAAGAACUUCAACUCUUCAUUCAUGCAAUCGACAGGUGGGAUGUUAAUUGCAUCGAGAGACUUCCAAAAUACAUGAAAGUGUAUUAUGAAGCUGUAAUGGACACUUACAGAGGAAUUGAGCAAGAUAUUAACAAAUAUGACAUUCCUUAUGCCAUUCAUUAUACAAAAGAAGCUAUGAAAAGGCAGGCUAGAAACUACUUUUUUGAGGCUAAAUGGUACCAUGAUGGGUAUAUACCAACCAUGGAGGAGUAUUUGAGAGUUGGAAAAGUAACUUCUUGCUACUAUUUGUUUUCUCCUAUUUCAUUUCUUGGCAUGGGAGAUGUUGCUUCAAUGGAGGCAUUUGAAUGGAUUGAGAGUGACCCGAAAUCGCUUAUUGCCUCGGGAGUCAUUGGUAGGGUCAUGAACGAUAUUACUUCCCACAAGUUUGAACAAGAGAGGGGCCAUUCCGCUUCUGCCAUUGAAUGCUAUAUGAAACAAUAUGAUGUAUCAGAAAAAGAGGCCGUAGAAGAAUUGAAGAAGCAAGUUACAAAUAGUUGGAAGGAAAUCAUAGAAGAUUUCGUGAAAUCAAUUGACGUUCCAAACACUACUUUUAUGCCUGUCUUAAAUCUUGCUCGACUCUCAGAUACCUUUUAUAAAGAUGAAGAUGGAUACACAUAUUCAGAUGGAGAAACCAAACUUAUUGUCAUUUCGUUACUCGUGGAUCCAGUGCCAAUUUAAGACAUGAUAUUGAGCUCGAUGAUCAGUUUCCAUAUAUAAAAUAGUAUUUUACAAGUU